Messenger RNA from Haliotis rubra (blacklip abalone), 514 nucleotides. RefSeq lists its product as uncharacterized. The transcript has 4 exons. NCBI's taxonomy places the organism in Eukaryota, Metazoa, Mollusca, Gastropoda, Lepetellida, Haliotidae. Bases 1 to 480 code for a protein of 159 amino acids. The record is from RefSeq and is a predicted model, not a curated record.
AUGGCCCUUGGAGAGUGUGGACGUCAUCCUCUGUAUGUGGAUAGUGCCGUCAGAUGCAUCAAAUACUGGAUCAGACUCCUUCAUCUCCCGUCUCAUCGACUACCACGCAAGGCAUAUGUCAUGUUGUAUAAUCUGGACAAUGUUUUUUGUGAAGACCAUUUUGAGCCAGACUGUUUCGAGUAUGAUCUCCAGGCAAGAGUUUUAGGGGUAGAGCCACAUCUGAAACUGAAGGGAGAUGCAGUCCCUACUCCCUUUGUUCAUAGAAAGAGACAGGGAGAAGAGAAGAGAGAUGAGAGAAGGGAUCGCCUGAUAGAAAGGAAAAGAAAGCAGGUUAUCAGCAGUGUCAUCAGCUCUCCAGCCAUCACAAAAAGCAGGAAGUCUAAGAAGAAAUCAUCAGAUCAUGCACCCAAGAAGAGAGGUUUGAAUUCCAACCAUGGCAACAUUGAAGUUUGCUCUGUUGUAAGUAUUUGUUCUUGUUAAGCAUCUUCUGAAUUCAAGGAAAAAAUGUGACUUU